AUGCUCCUCGCCGGCGUCGGCGCUGGCCGUUGGCUGUCGCCACCUCUCUUCUCCUCUCCUCCUCACGACGUUGGCGACGACUACCUCUCCUCUCCUUCUCCUCCUCGCGACGUUGCCGCCGGAUCACCAGACAGACCGGCCAUUGCUCCUCUAUCCCUCCCUACUCGCCGGUAUAAACCUCCGGCCGCUCUUCUCCUCUACCUCAUCUCCUCCCCCCUCCCUUCGGCGCUAACGCCGCGUGGAGCCUCGUCGUCGCCUCUGGCAGUUGUCGCUGUCGCUUCUUGCGGCCACCAUUGCUACCACCAGUGCACGCCGUCACCGCCACCGCCUCCUGCGACCAUCGCUGCCGGCAGCCGCCGCCUCCAGCGGGUGUCGCCGCCGACAGUCGUUGCUGCCUCCUCCCGCGGCUACAGCCACCACCUCCAGCGGGUGUCACUUCCGGCAACCGCCAUCGCCUCCUCCCACGGCCAUAGCCGCCAUCUCCCGUGGACGCCGUCACCCUCCGUGCAUUACUUGUAUCCUCCGGCUUGCAAGCCACUAUCAUAUCUGGCCUGCGUGUCAUGUACCGGCCUACGAGCAGUUAUCAUUUCGGACCUACACACCGUCCUUUUGGAUCUCUGUUGCACUGGAUUCCAUGUCGUUGCUCUCAGAUCCGGCUCCUCAGCUGGCUCACACCCAUCUACUCGUCCGGACCGCUACGACUCGAUCAGUACCGUGACCAGCUCAUCAACUCAUCCGAGGGCGCCCCCGGGGGCAGGGGACCGGGGCAACCCGAUCGUUGACUGCAGUCUCCGCUCGAGAAAAGAGCGAGCGGCCGACUCCCGAAUCCGCAUCGCGGUCGCCGGAAUCCAGAUGUCGACGCGGCUCAAGGAGAGAGGAGGUGGAGACGGGACGAAGAUCACCGUGCCGGAGCCCCGCGGAGAGGUCGCCGUCCGGUUCCCCGUCGCCGCCGUCAAGAACUCUUCUAUUCCGGACUCCUUCGCUGGGGCGCGCUGCUCCACCUCGUAUUUGGCUAGCGGUAAGGCCUCCGAUCUGGUUUCUGACCUCUGCAGAGGCCGACUGCUCUAUAGGGUUUCCACGUCCGAGCAACUAGAAAGAGUGCCGGGGAGGGAUCUGGAAGAAGAGGCCGAAGGUUGUAGUAGCGUUGGCGGGAUUCGGGUUUCCGACAGGUUUCUGCUAGGGAAGGGGCUUUAUGAUCAGGGUUUUAAGAAUAGGAUUAGCGUCUCGCGGCUUCAGAACCGUAAACAUAAAUGGGUCGUAGGCUUGCAGGAGGUGAACAAAGAUAUCAGUUCUUUGGGUUUGAUCACAGAGAUUCUAAGUCGCCGGAUUGGGCGCAGUGAAGAAUCAGAGGUACGCUCGGGCAAAGAAAUGGUUGCAUUGGAUCCCAUGGCAGUAAUUGAUGGUGGUCCUAAUGCAAAGAGAUUUUCUAACUCCGAAAAACAGAAGAAUGGAGCUCUAUUGCCGUCAAAGAAACCAAGAAGUUUGAACGAAAGUGUGCCACCAGAAACUAGUAUAAAUAAAGUCUUUCUGGCUUCGAGUUUAAAAUCUACUGGUAGAGAAGCGUCAAAAGGUCCUCCCGAUCAAAAUGGAUUGAUGGAUGCAUGGUAUGGAGCAUCUAGUCCAAAACCUUCGAACCAAAUUGAUGAAUUCGUCACACAUGUUCCAUCGAAUGACAUAAAGAAAGAUUGUUUAAUUUUGCAAUUGGAGACUUCAAAAGAGGAUGGACUUGACGUUAAGAUUAAGGGCAUUCCUGAGAAGGCGUGUGUUGAUUCAGUCACAAAAUUUGAGGCUGAUAUUGGUGUUUUUAAGAAGGCAAAUGAUGGUGUUAAAGGUCUUCAUGUUGUUUCUAAGUACCCCAGUAAGCUGCAUGAGAAGCUGUCAGUGUUGGAAGAGAGAGUUCAAAAUAUAACAUCUGAAAUCUCGUGGUCUAAGGAAAUCUUGGAUAGCAACAAACCAAAUGAUGUGAAGCUGAUUCUGUCAGACAUCCAGAGCCAAAUAUGUGGAAUUGAGAAAGUCGUUGCUAAUGUAUAUGGUGAUACCACAACUCAAUUGGGUUUCACUGAGGUUGUCCAAGCUAAUGGCCUGGGAAAAAAUGACGAGAUAUCAGGUGACACUGAACAAACAAAUGGACCAAUUUAUUCUGUUAAAGAAUUGAAUUAUGAUUUGGUAGAAGCAAAAAAUUUGCCUCAUUAUAAGUUACUACGAAACAGGAAAGCAUCUGGCAUUUUGGGAGGUCGUAGCUCAGGUCAUAAUGAUUUAGAGCAAGAUGAGCCUCGUCAGCGCACAGUGAAUUUAGCAUCUAAGGAUGUGUCAUUACAAGCAUCUGGGUCUGACAAAAACUCAUCAUCAGCUGAACAUGUUUCAAAGAAGAUGGUUAGUGAACUUUCCAAGGGGGAAAUUGAACUCACAUCAGAUGAAAUACUGGAGGAAUUUGAUAGCACAGAGAAAAAACCUUCAGCUAUGUUGCAUGAACAAACUGAGGAACGUCAAAAAGAACUGUUAUGUGAGAUAGGACAAAAACCCUCGACUUGUGGAUGGUUUGUUUCUGAAGGAGGUGUUCUUCUUGCUCACCAUGAUGGAUCCUGUUCGUACUAUGACAUAGUCAACUACGAGUUCAAGGCUGAAUACAAACCACCAUCACGAGUGUCAGAAAAUUUGUGGGGCGAUUGUUGGUUAAUCCUCGCACCAGGUGUAGACGGAUUGCCAGGAAAAUAUGUGGUCGCAGCAUCAGCUGGGAAUGCUUCAGAAUCUGGAUUUUGUUCAUGGGAUUAUUACACACGAGAUGUUAAAGCAUUUUGUAUUGGAGAACUGACUGACAAUUAUCCAUCACAAAUCUCAUCUAGGAUUACUCCUGGUUCAACAAGUAAUAUGGGCUCAAGGCAGAGUAAUUCAUGUGGGAUGAUUGUUGGACCACAACAGUGGUGGUGCAAGCCUUGUGGCCCACUCUUAAUCUCCGUUGCUAGUGGGCAAAAAAUUGCCAGUGCCUAUGAUAUUCGUGAUGGGGACUUAGUAAUGAAGUGGGAGACUAGUAGUCCUGUGAUUGGGAUGGACUACUCAAGCCCUCUACAAUGGCGAAGUAAAGGAAAGGUUAUCAUAGCAGGAACUGAAGCCAUUAGUCUUUGGGAUGUUAAUGCUGUUAACCCACAGCCUUUAUUGUCUAUUUCUUGUGCUGGGAAACAGAUAUACUCCCUUCAUGUAAACAACACUGAUUCUGAGAUCAGUGUUGGUGUUCGGCGAAGAGUGAGUUAUUCUGAGGUGGAGGGUAAUGAUGGUGUCUUCUGCUGUCAAGAGAGUAUUAACGUGCUUGAUUUUCGCAUUCCAUUUGGUGUUGGUAUGAAAGUAUCUAACCAUGGUGGCAUAGGAUAUUCAGUCUUUUCUCGUGGGGACUCCAUAUAUGUUGGAAGCACUGGACAAAGAUUGUGCAAUAAAGGUUGCCCACAAUCACAAGUGCAACAUUACUCUUUGCGCAAAGGAAAGCUUAUUACAUCAUAUCAACUACCAGAAUUCAAUUCUAAGUUUCUCCAUUCCUCAUUAACUCAAACGUGGGGAAAUGCCAACAAUGUGAUGGGCAUCGGUGAGAUGGGACUUUUUGUCUUUGAUGCUUUGCAGGAUGAAAAAUCUCAAGCCUUUUGCUCUGAUCAUGGGAAUAUAGUUUAUGCGAAGGAAACAAUCUGCCCUGUCGAUUUGUACUUUCGCCCUACGUUUGAUUAUUCUGGAUCAAGAAUUCUUGUCAUAUCAAGAGACCGUCCUGCUUCUUGGAGGGACACUUGGCCCGAUCAGUAUAGUGAAAAAGAGAGAGAGAGAGAGAGAAGAUACCAAGAGUAUCUCCAGCGGCAAAGCUCUUGCCCCUCGCCCAAUUAUCAUAGGACAAUGAGAAACCCCAGCCCUGUGAUUCUCCAACAUCAUGAGUGGCAGCAAAAGAGUGCCUGGGUGAACAUAAAAGUAACAGUAAGGAUAGUAGCAGGGCUGCAUAGCAACUGCCUCUUCCCAUGGCCAUAUUCUCUGAGACAGCUACUUGGUGUGUACCUGACUUAGCUGAUACACUCACUGCCUUCAGGCUGAUGCAUUUAUAGAAG
Molecule: messenger RNA, 4076 nt
Organism: Zingiber officinale
Lineage: Eukaryota; Viridiplantae; Streptophyta; Magnoliopsida; Zingiberales; Zingiberaceae
Exons: 6
Coding region: 1-4035 (1344 amino acids)
Source: RefSeq, a predicted model, not a curated record